Molecule: messenger RNA, 1337 nt
Organism: Aspergillus candidus
Lineage: Eukaryota; Fungi; Ascomycota; Eurotiomycetes; Eurotiales; Aspergillaceae
Product: WKF domain-containing protein
Exons: 1
Coding region: 41-1078 (345 amino acids)
Source: RefSeq, a predicted model, not a curated record
GGAGAAGAAGGAGAAGAAGGAGAAGAAGAAGACGGAGAAGAUGGAGAAGAAAGAGAAGAAGGAAAAGAAGGAGAAAAAGGAGAAAAAGGAGAAAAAGGACAAGAAACACAAGGAUGAGCAGAAUGAGUCUGCCGCCCCGGCGCAGGUCGAGCAACAAGCAGACGAGGAUGAUCGCAUGAACGACGCGGACACCGAAGACGACGCCGACGCCGAUAAGAAGGCCGCACCCGAUACUCCCGCGAAGCAAGACGGAUCCGAGCAAAAGAAAAAGCCCAAGAAGGAGAAGAAGAAGAAUAAGGAUAAAUCAGGUGUGCAAAGCGCAGCUGGCGCGCCCAAGGCGCAGACCACGCACGAAGGCCCCGUCCUCUCCUAUCUCAGUUUCUACUACCGCCAUCGGGCAGAGUGGAAGUUCCAGAAGAACCGCGAGACGAACCUCUUCAAGCAUGUUUUGGCGCUGGAACACGUGCCCACUGCUUACAACGCUGCGCUGCUGGCUUAUCUCCAGGGGCUGAAGAGCGAGGGGGCCAAGAUGCGUCUGCGCCAGGUUGCCGAGGAUGUCAUCCGGGCGGAGAUGGACAAGGCACAAGCUUCUUCUGAAGGCGACGCGGACAAUGCCGAGGAGGAUGCGGAUAAGCCUUUGUCGAGCUACGACAAAGCUGUGGCGGCUUUCCGGGCGCGUUUGCUGGAGGGGAAGGAGAAUUUGGAUAAGACCGAGUCUCCGGAGCCACUGGAGGGAGAUCUGCUGAAGCAGCUCGAGAAGAGACAGCGGGCAGAACUCAUGGUCUUCGCUUUUGAUGGGAAGCUGUACGAGAAGCCGAAACCCAAAUUGAAGCAGGCGCAGGAUGCCGCUCAGCCUGGCAAGAAGAAGAAGAAGAACAGGACUGUCAUUGUGGAGAUCUCGAGUAGCAGUGAAAGCGAGAGUUCCAGCAGCGACAGCGACAGCGACGACGACAAGCCCACCAAGGCCAAGGCUGCAGCCACAGCCAAGAGCAAGAGCAAGUCGCGACAAGCCCCUAGCUCGUCAGAAUCAAGCAGCGACAGUGACUCGGAUAGCUCAAGUUCGAGCGACUCAUCAUAGACCUGGCCCUCUCGAGAGGGUCUACCUUCAUAUACGCCCUUUCUUUCCUUCAACAGCUGCGCUCGGUCUUAUUUUAUACAUAUUAAGGGCGCAGCGUCAUAUUUUACAGGCUCCGGUGAAAAGUUGAUAUCAUGUCUGGGCAUUGAAAGGCGUUUACAUAGAAGAUGAUGAUAGUUCUAUGCUCCACCGGGUUGAUAGAAGCAUUGAUGAUAAAGUCCAAAGUCACAGUUAAGAUUAUUCACUAUCCUACAAGAUUGAA